UUGUUAACGGAAGCAUUGGGUCCGUCUAGGGUUUCUAGUUUUCUCAAUUGCAUCACUGACAUCUCGAUCGAUUGAAUCAUCGAUCACCGUUAGGUUUCCAAACCUCAUCGAUCUCUCUGGAAAUGAACUCUGCUUCGAGUCAAAUGUCCGUCGAAGGAGAUUCGACGGUGGAAGUGGAACGAGUAGCAGAAGCAGGAGAAGAAGAGGAUGCGUUCAUCGCUUUCAUCGAUUACGCUAGGUCAGUUUUGGCGCCCGAAGGAGAAGAACAAGGAGGAGGAGAUCACGAUUCGAAUGGUAACGGGGGAGAGCUGAAUGGGCCCGGAUGGAACUGGAUCGCCUCUAGGAUCCUCAGGACUUGCAUUUCUUAUUCAAGCGGAGUCACGUCUGCGAUUUUGCUCUCGGAACUGUCUCAGGCCUGGAACGAACAACACAGGUCUGGUGCUCUAAAGAGAAGGCCAGAGUUCAUUGAUCAGUUAAAAAAGAACCAUCGCAGAGUAAAGCUUCCGAACACAGUUACCAUUGAUUCAAUCUAUGAGAAGAAUUUCUUAUCCUUGAGUGGCGUUCUAGAAGCUCUUAUAAUAGAUGCUUUAGUUCUUCCAGGUACAAAUAUCUACAUGCUUACUUUGGGGGACUUUUGGAGUUCCAAUACCAUAGACCUCUAUUUACACCGCAGAUUCUACAACUUAGUAGAUCCUGUCAAUGGAAUUCUGAAGAAAGGGAGAGAAGUUUUCCUCACUGGAUGCUAUCUUCGAACUGCCACUGAAGGCUCUGGCUAUCCACGACUCUUACCAACAGAAUACCUUGUAAUACUAUUAGAUGAGGAUCAAGAUGAUGAUGCAAUGCUGCUAGGAGCUCAGUUUUGUUCAGAUUCUUUCUCAUCCAUUUCGCUUGAUGCAGUUGCCCAAGGGGUUUCCUAUUCAUUAUAUGCUAGGAUUGAAUCAAUUGGGUUACUAGAAAUUCAGGGAAAUUUUCGUAGUUUACAGAGGAAACAAAUCACUCUUGUUGAUAAUGAUGGUGUCAAGCUAAAAUUUCUAUUGUGGGGCGAGCAAAUUCUCCUUGCUAAUCUUUUCAGUGUAGGAAGUAUGCUUGCACUGGAUAGACCAUUUAUUGCAAGUUCAAUGGAUAGUGCUAUUGGAACAUGUGAGGAACUUUGUCUUGAAUAUGGUAGUGCAACGCAAUUAUAUCUGGUGCCAUUUAUCCAACAUGAGGAACAAGUGUGUGUAGCGCUGACUCAAAAUCGGUACCAAGGAUCAAGGCUAUUUAGUGCAUUAGAUCCAACUCAGGGUCCUAAAGUUUCUCAAGUGACUUUGCUGCGUGAUUCUCAGGGGUCAAUUGAUUUCAGUAAUUAUCCUUUUCGAUCAUUUGUGAUGGAUCUUUGUGACAAGAUGACUGGCAUUGGCCUCUAUGGUGUUGUUACAGACGUAUUUCGAGAAAGAAAUACAACUGAAGCUAUUUUCUCUUUAAGAAUUGAAGAUCAAACUGGAGUAAUUUGGGCAAAGCUGCAUUUUGCAAAGUCCUGGUCAUUGGGAAGAUUAGGCCUUGGUCACACGAUUUACAUUUCUGGCUUGACAUGUGCAAUGACAAAACAAAAAAUACUUGAAGUAUUAUGGUUCGAGAAUGAUGGUGGAGCUUCUAUCAUCAAUAUUAGUAGCUUGCCAGCAUUGCUGAACUCAUCUUGUCUCCAUAAGCUAUCAUUCCUCUCCAAUCUAUCCAACCAGACUAGAAGUAUACAUGUAUGUCGAGUUUGGCUUGAUCAGAUUGAACAUUGUCAUGUGAACACGAGAUUUUCACAUGCUCUCUGUGGUCGUUUUGUUAAAAAGCCACCUUGCGGGUUCGUUGAAUGCAAUUUCUGUCAUUACAGUUGUGAUACCGAAAUUGUGCGUACUUUCCAUUUGAAAAUAACCCUUGCAGACGAGAGUGCAAAGGUUUUUGCAUGGUGUACUGGUCCAACUGCUACAGAGUUGCUGCAAAUAUCUCCUGAUGAAUUCUACGAACUACCUGAGGAGGAGCAAGUAAUGUACCCUUCUUCGCUUGAGAGUGAAAAGUUCAUGGUUGCAAUGGUGAACUGCAGGAGGCAGGGGCAUGGGCAUGGACUCAGUGAGGGUGUUACCACAGGAGAUGGUGCAAUUGUAUGGGAAAUAACUCGUGCCUUAAAGUGUGAAUAGCCAUGUUUUUGUGAUGGAAAAUAUUUUGGUGUGUCCGUAUUCAGGCACAAUGAAAUUGAAAAUGGCCAUAUUUAUAGAAUAAUUGAUGGAUCAUGAUUGUGAGUAUCUUCCAAGGACAUUUAUACGCAUGCAGUUUUGGGCCAUAGGUUCAAGGGAGAUGAAUUGUGAGCUUUUGGCUCUGGCAGUUCUUCAGGAAAAUGCAUUUAUUCUGUGGCAUUCCAGAAAGACUGGGAAAGGGAUUUAAGGCCCUCGAAUUUUUUGUUUUUGUUUUUCUUUGUUUUUUAGUUUUUGUUUUUUUGGUUUUUAUUGAGGGGAAAUCUCAAGCUGUUGCUAUCAGAAGAUUGAAGUGUACACAUGCUGCCGCACACACUGAAUUCCAUUCUGAUAGCUGGCCCAAAGGAUUCUAUGAAACAAUUCCCACACUACAGUAUAUCUCAAAGCUUAAAAGUCUUCUUGCCCUCCACUCCAACCACCUUGAGAAUAAAGUUCUUCAGUCCAUUUUUUCUUUGUUCAAUGCAGUAUUUGGAAGUCCAAACAAUAAAGGACUUGGAUUGAUAAAGUG
Malania oleifera is the source of this 2727-nucleotide messenger RNA. RefSeq lists its product as uncharacterized. The record is from RefSeq and is a predicted model, not a curated record. NCBI's taxonomy places the organism in Eukaryota, Viridiplantae, Streptophyta, Magnoliopsida, Santalales, Ximeniaceae. The transcript has 13 exons. The coding region runs from base 123 to 2165 and encodes 680 amino acids.